CAACAACAUUCAGAGGAGAGAUCCCCGCAGCUGGGAAGCCCUGUUGGGAGCGGACUACUGUGGGCGUCAUGGGCGAACUUUGUUUCUGUUUUGGAUGCCUAUGGUGAAUGCUGUCAUGUUGAAGAGGCGCUUCUGAACGCAGGUGUGGCAUCUCCUCCCUCCAAGAGCUGUCUUGUUGGUAGUGUUCUUGUGCAUGUAAAUAUAACCACUCAUCAUGAUCAAGCAGUCUUCCUUCCUCAAGUGGGCCCAAAACAACAAGAAUUCCGUCAAAAGCAAAAGCGAAGAUGAGCCAGGUGGCCGUAGAUGGAUCCAUCCAGCAGAUGCUCUCCAGAAAGGACAUGUUGCGUAUCUGGUCAAGUUUCUCGGCUUCACUGAAGUGGAACAGUCCAAAGGCAUUGAAGUUGUUCGAGAAGGAAUACGCAAGCUUAAGUUUAAUCAGCAGUUGAAGAGGUCUGAAGGCGGCAAGGUACCGAAAGUGGAGCUGACGAUUUCAGUCGAUGGUGUUGCCGUGCAAGAUCCCAAAACAAAGAGGAUAUUUCACCAGCACCCGCUGCAUCGUAUCUCCUACUGUGCGGAUGACAAAACCGACAAGAAGUCAUUCAGCUUCAUUGCCAAGGAGUCGGAUGGCGAACGGCACUCGUGCUUCGUGUUCUCCAGCGAAAAGUUGGCUGAAGAAAUCACGCUGACCAUAGGACAGGCAUUUGACUUGGCUUACAGGAAGUUCCUUGAAACUUCAGGCAGAGACCUUGAGAUGAGGAAACAGUUCAUGAUUCUUCAAAAAAGGGUACAAGACCUGGAAGAAGAAAACAGUCGACUGCGCAAGUUUCUUCGGGACGGCGAUUAUGCGCAUGGGGACGGUGUAACCUCCCAUACAGAAACAACCAACCACAAGCCAAAGGCUAAGGUUCGAGCAAUCUCUACAAAUGGUACCAGCAAACCCAGCUCAAGUAACGUGGUCCCAGAGCCUUUGCCACCUCCUGUGCCUCCCCGUGGUGCUGACCUCGGCCAGCCUUCACAAGACCUCCUUGGCCUGACAGUGCCAACUGUUGGCACGCGUCUAGAAAAUUUGUCCAUGGAUGACCUGGAAGAUUUCAAUCCAAGAGCAGAGACUGAGCCAGUACAAGCCAAAACUAAUGGGUGUUCAGAAGUAUCCACCAACGGUACAACAGACAUGCCAUCCAGCGUUGCCGCCUCCAAGGACCUCUUCGGUGCAGAACCGUUUUCGCCCACGAAAGAGGAAGACCCCUUCGGCAUGGGUGACUUCUCGGAUAAUCUUGGAGCUCAGGAGCUGGAGAACGCGAUUGGCAUAAUUGACCGCAGGCUUAACGAAAUGAAGGAUGGUUUCAGCCGAGGACUCUCCUUCGGAAAGGAUGACUUUCUUCUUGAACAGUUGGACCCAUUGGGAAGCAAGCCACUUGCCUGAAUUGAUGAGUGUGAAAAUUGAGUCAGCAAUGUUAUCGUUCCCCGCACUUUUUUUUUAAUUGAAGCUGUUUUAAGCUGAAUUUUGAAUUUCCUCGGAGUUUUCUUCAUUUUUUCCAUGUAAUUUUGUCAUUUCUCGUACUAGUAGUAAGGCACAACACGGCAGAAGCAAGCUGUGUGUUCGGAGUAUGGACCACACAUAUUAUACACCCUAGCCUACUUUCGUUUCGUUGUUUUAGAUGUGUUUGUUGUGAGAGGCACAUAUAAUCUCUGCAAGUUCACGUGUGUCGAUGCUUUACGGCACAUUUUCAUUCCGCAGUUCUCCAGAAGACUGCUUCAGCAGAACCAAACUAGCAUUUUUUUUUCCCCUACGACAAGCGUGAACGAUGUUUGGUGCUUCAUUACUACUGCUUUUGCACUCGCGUCAAAGGUCGCAGAGGGGAACAGCGUAUGGGUGCACAUGUAUUUUUUUAACUGUCUCAAAAGGCUAGUCUCCCAAGACGAAAGCCUUUUGUUGUUUUUGUUUGUUUUUUAAAACACCAGCCUAUCUUUAUACGUGAAGGUGCUUAUUUUUUUUUCACUUGCUGCGAGUGUUGAGUGUGUUGCCACAGAGGCUAUGCAGUUGGAUGUGCGUAUAACCAACCCCGAAUAUAGAGAAGUAUUUUAGCUUGUUGGCCUCGGCCAACGCUGGUUCCAUCGCGCGAGCAGAGCCAGGCAUUAGAGCUGUGAUUCUUUCCCCCCCCUUUUUUUUACUUUUCCAUAGCUUUCUCUCCCUCCUUUCGCACAAGAUUAUACGCAGAUAACAUAUCUAGGUGUACAUCUGUUAAGGCUUACCACCACUGUAUAGGAAACCAUGCACCACUUUUUUCAUCCAUCUUGAAGUGUCUUAACAGAUGUCAUGCCUGAACUGAAUGUAGCUAGGUCUUGUUCUAAUAACUUCCUACCGCAAUGGCUGAUACAUUUCCGAAGAGAUUCGAGGGAGGGGGAGUAGUUGCGCGUAUGCCGAUGUCAGGGAGGGUGGCUGUAACCUCCUAAUAGCAAUAAUGCAGAUUUAAUGUAAUUAAGUCAUGCCCACUAUACACAUCCCAUCAUGCAUCUCAAGAGGCGAUUUGUGUGUGCUCCAAGCAUGAACUUUUAUGUAUAACCCAACAUUGGGCUGUGUUAUGAUGGAUAGGAUGGGAAAUCCUGGACAAAAGCAGCUUGGGAGUGCUAAAAAACUGUGCGUGCAAGUGACAUCAUUGCUUACAUGUGCCACUGACUUGUAUUUGGUCUUUUUGAACACCCAGCCCAACAGUGUGCACCAAUUUUAAACCAGCUGUAUUUGAAGACUCUCUACUGGCUCCAAGCCUGAAACUUCUACUGGGGUUUAAUGCUUUCUUAACAAAGUACUGUGACCUGCGUACUUAGUUUGAUUGCGCUAAAUUUUGGAAGUGGAGCAUUUAAAAGCGCUUCCACAGUUGAAAGUAUGAACCCUGCGACUUUGAACAUCAGCGGGGCAAUACUCCAAAUGGGUUUGUACAUGAGAAUACUGUAGAUAGAUCGUCAGCCAUUGGGGCUAUUUAUGCCAAGGAACAUAAAUAUUUAAAGGUCCGAGCAGUUAAGAGGCCUUAAACUUGAUAGGAUUGUAAAGUUUUAAAAUAUUUUGCUGGUCACAGUAUUUCCACUACAGGUCAAUGUAAGGAUUGAGAGACGUAGUGUGCCAUGUUGCAACGCAUUUUUUAAUAGAAACCAGGUUGGAGCUGUGGAAUCAGUUAAAAUUUGUUAUUGGUGUAAAGAUGUUGUACGAAUGUUUUUCCUAAAUGGUCGUUGCUCUCUACAUGCUAUGCAAUUUGAUGGUGACAUGAUAGUACUCAUACAUUGAAAGUAUCACACUUUAAAGUUUUCAUUCUUCCUCUUUUUUGAAGUUCAUACCAGUUAACAGUGAGCCUGUGUGAAAGAGUAUUUGGUUUGAAUUUAACUGCUCUUAUUCUGCAGAGAGAAGAGCCUUCAUUUGAAAUGUACUGAAUUCCUGAAUCUCUACUUGUCUGUACUGACAGUUGUUGCAGGCAGUUGUCAUAAGUAUCAAGCAGAUCUACUGUCAUUUGCACCCAGAAGAAAGCGCCACUUGAAAAAUGUUGGUUCAAAGAUGUGUAAUGUGACAUUGUUUGUUGACAAUAAAGCUGUUUUUUU
Rhipicephalus sanguineus (brown dog tick) is the source of this 3588-nucleotide messenger RNA. Its product is annotated as PTB domain-containing engulfment adapter protein 1. The record is from RefSeq and is a predicted model, not a curated record. The coding region runs from base 215 to 1423 and encodes 402 amino acids. NCBI's taxonomy places the organism in Eukaryota, Metazoa, Arthropoda, Arachnida, Ixodida, Ixodidae. The transcript has 13 exons.